AUGCCAAUCGCUAGACGCACUUCAUCUACACAAUCCAAGCUCAAUUUUGGUACAUCCAAAAGUUCACCGGCCGUUGUUGGCGGCAAGAAAGGCAAACACUCUGACAGGAAGGCGUUAGAACUGCGAAAAGUCGAACCGGAAUUCGAAGAUGUGGAGGGGUACUCUAGCUCCUCGAGCUCAGAGCACGAUACUAUCAAAGAAAGAAAUGAAUUUGAAGUGGUCGAACACCCAAUCGCAGUUACCACGCUAAAGAGAAAAAGAAACGGAUUGGGUGAGGGGAAGGAGAAGAAGAAGGCUGGGGUGAAGAACGAAGGACAAGAGGCUCAAGCAGGACCUCAGACCUCAGUUAAAUCAAGUAAGGAAAGAACGGAAUUGAGAGUUCACGAUCCGAGAUGGCGGAAACUGUCCGCUCAAGCCCGAGCGGUAAAUGGGAAUCUUCAACUGGUGCAUGCCGAGAAUCAGAACAAGAUCCACGAUAUCCUCCGUGUGUUUGACUUGUCUUACGAGUACGGGCCAUGUUAUGGAAUCUCUCGGCUUGAUCGUUGGGAGCGCGCAGAAGCCAUGGGUCUCAACCCUCCUCCUGAGAUACAUGCUAUUCUCUCAACCCGUCAAGGCGUCGAAGAUACACAAUAUGCACAAUGUGUGUUUUUUGACCAAGCCGAACGGAUAUAG
Messenger RNA from Lentinula edodes (shiitake mushroom), 672 nucleotides. Its product is annotated as DNA polymerase delta, subunit 4-domain-containing protein. Gene Ontology annotation, biological process: DNA synthesis involved in DNA repair; DNA-templated DNA replication. Gene Ontology annotation, cellular component: delta DNA polymerase complex. Gene Ontology annotation, molecular function: DNA-directed DNA polymerase activity. The record is from RefSeq and is a predicted model, not a curated record. Lineage: Eukaryota; Fungi; Basidiomycota; Agaricomycetes; Agaricales; Omphalotaceae. The coding region runs from base 1 to 672 and encodes 223 amino acids. The transcript is spliced from 5 exons.